Molecule: messenger RNA, 1006 nt
Organism: Pezoporus flaviventris
Lineage: Eukaryota; Metazoa; Chordata; Aves; Psittaciformes; Psittacidae
Product: interferon lambda-3-like
Exons: 5
Coding region: 261-824 (187 amino acids)
Biological process (GO): defense response to virus; cell surface receptor signaling pathway via JAK-STAT; innate immune response
Molecular function (GO): cytokine activity
Source: RefSeq, a predicted model, not a curated record
CGACAGGCUGUGGAUUUUCCUGCCACCUGAAUGCGCCGUCGGGGCAGCAUAAAAAGCCGUGGAGAUGAAGCAGAGAAGGGAGGUGAAGCAGCUCCCCAGCACCAGCCCCCAGCCCGACUGCCAGCAUCUGAGUUCACUGCCUGCAGCAGUACCAACAGGGAUCCAGCCCGGAGCGCUGCGCUGUGUCCUCUGUGCCUUCUGGCUCCACAAGCUCCUCGCCCCAUCCAUCAUCACCUGCUCACUGUCAGGCUCUCGUCAGCAUGAUGCUGUGCCUCAGCUUCAUCCUCCUGCUGGCGCUGGUGGUAGGGACCAGCCUCGGGGCUGCCAUCCCCCAGGAUGCCCUCAAGAGGAGCUGCAGCCUCUCCAAGUACCAGUUCCUCGUGCCCCAUGAGCUGAAGGCUGUGCAGAAGAUGAAGGAGCACUUUGAGGACAUCAUGCUGCUGUCGGGCCACAAAUGCAACACCAGGCUCUUCCAUCGCAAGUGGAGCACGCUGGAGUUGUCGGUGCCCGACCGAGUGAUGCUGGUUGAAGCUGAGCUGGACCUGGCCAUCGCCGUGCUGGGGCUCCCUGCUGUGCCCAGGCUCACGGAGCUGCGCCAGCAGCCCCUGGCCUUCCUCACCCAGGCUCGGGAGGACCUGCGAGGCUGUGUGGCCAUGGAGGCUCCUUCUUAUCAUCCCUCUGGGAAACUGCGGCACUGGCUGCAGAGGCUGGAGAUGGCCAAGGAAACGGAGACUCCCGGCUGCCUGGAGGCCUCAGCCAUCCUUCACCUCUUCCAAGUGCUGAACGACCUGCGGUGUGCAGCCCUCCGGGAGCAAUGCACUUAGUCCCUGCCGGUGGCAUGGCACAGCAUGGUACAGCACGGCGUGGCAUGGAAUGGUGCUCACCAGCCCCAAAGGAUGUCUGGAGGACUGGGAAGAACGAUCUUUACUGCAUCACUGGACUGUAAUUUCCUAUUUAAGCAUUUUUCUUAUUUAUGUGAUGAGCUCAGGGAGCAAUUCUUUUUCAU